Messenger RNA from Python bivittatus (Burmese python), 3099 nucleotides. RefSeq names its product NOP2/Sun RNA methyltransferase 4 (gene NSUN4). Gene Ontology annotation, molecular function: RNA methyltransferase activity. Gene Ontology annotation, cellular component: mitochondrial large ribosomal subunit. Lineage: Eukaryota; Metazoa; Chordata; Lepidosauria; Squamata; Pythonidae. Gene Ontology annotation, biological process: rRNA methylation. The record is from RefSeq and is a predicted model, not a curated record.
GCCACCGUACGCGGGGCCCUUGAUACCGCAGUCAAGUAUGGCGGCUGCGCACCAGGGCAACGGGAAGCGGUUAUUCCUACAGUAUCUGCGGAAAGCCUCGCCUUCAUUUUUCGCCUCGGCGCCUUGUCGGCAUCGUCAUUACAAGAAGAAAUGGGCAGCCACUGCUCCUCGGGCAACUAAUACCAGAGUGGCUCUCCAGAUCUUCGACAUGAACUAUGGAGACCAGUAUGGCGCCCUCUGGCCCUCAAUCCGCAUCAGUCUCUUGUCAGUGCAAAAAUACGGGGCCCUAGUCAACAAUUUCUCUGAUGUACAGCAGGUCAUUCAAGGUCUAGAAGACCUGAAUGCGGUAGAUUUCAUCCAAGAAUCUCAAAAAGUAAUUGAGGAACUAGAUUCCACCACUGAAGAAGAUGUCAGUGUGCCAACUUCAUCCCCCCAAAUUCAGACAGAACUUUCAAAGACUCAAGCACACCAUUUUCCUUCUGUCAGUCCUAACAUAAAAUGUUACACAUUCCCCAAAGGAGACAUCAGUCGUUUUCAUCAAGCCAGACCAGACAUCAUAGGAAUUCUUGGUUACUAUCUUCUGGAUGCUGCCUCAGUUUUACCUGUUUUGGCUCUCGAUAUACAGCCUGGAAGCAUAGUCCUUGACCUUUGUGCAGCGCCAGGUGGGAAGAUGCUGGCACUUUUACAGACCGGGUGUUGUCGUGAGCUGGCAGCCAAUGAUCUUUCUGUUUCUCGCACUGGCCGGCUACGUAAUGUCCUCCGCAGCUAUCUUCCCAAAGAGAUCCAUAAUAUAGUGCGGGUUACCUCUUGGGAUGGAAGAAACUGGUGUGAUACAGAAACAGAUACUUAUGAUAAGGUACUUGUUGAUGUGCCAUGCACAAAUGAUCGACAGUCAGUCUUGGAAGAAGAUAACAAUAUCUUCACAUAUGCGAGAAAAGGAGAACGUCAGAUGUUGCCAAUGCUCCAGCUGCAAUUGCUUAUAGCUGGAGUCCUUGCUGCUAAGCCAGGAGGAGAGGUGGUGUAUUCAACAUGUUCUUUGUCUGAGCUCCAAAAUGAAUAUGUGGUUGAGAGAGCUGUGGAGUUACUGAACAUCCAGUACAGCAUCAAUGUGAGAGUAGAGGACUUGAGCCAUUUUCGGAGGCUGUUCCAGAACACGUUUUCCUUCUAUCCAAAUUGUAGACUUGGGGAACUUGUCCUGCCCCACCUCACAGCUAACUUUGGACCCAUGUAUUUUUGCAAGUUGCACAGAAUGAAUUAGAAUGGUGAAAGAAUGGUAUAAAAGAAAGAAAGGAUUUUCCACAUGUUAUUAAACAUCUUUUUAAAAGGUGUAAUGGAAUUUACAAAAAGCCAUCAACACUUUGUUUUAUAGGUUCCAUUCCUGGGCUCUUUACAUGUCAUUCAGUACCUGAUCUUUGCAGGGAAAUACUUCUCUGCAUAGGCAGUCCAACAAGAUAGGAAUUCCAUUGAUGUGCUUCCAAUAAGUUGCAUUUACAUACAUCUAAAUGUAUAAAUAUUUGUGUGCUUGCAUCAUAGUUUUGGGUUAUACAUACGUAUACAUUAAAGAAUAUCCAGCUGGGCUAUAUCCAGAUAUGCGAGGGCUUCAACUUUCAGAAAUCUUCAUACCGUGCUAUCCUGUCUGGAAAUUUUGGGAGUUGUGACCCCCAGUGCCUCUGGAGGUUUCCAGGCUGGGAACGGUUGCAUUAGAGACAUUUUUGCCAUGUGUAUCAUCUGUCUGGGAAAUCAGGUUUUCAUUAACAAUAGUAUGAUAUGUCUAACAUUUAAAAUGAUCCUCAUAAAUGUCAAAUUUGAUAUGAAAAGCAUUAAAUAUUGGGAAGGUGACUGAUGGAUUGAUUGGUUCUGUGCCAUACUCUGUUUCCAGAGCCUUCCCAACAAAUGUCUAGUUCAUUGAUGUGGUGCGAUUGUGUGGUUGCCAUUACUGUAUAUGUCUCUUCCAUGAAGCAGAUAUGAUGUUUCAUAUCUGAGAACGUAGGACAAAUAAUAUGCAUCUAUGCUGGCAUGGUUAUGGUUAAUCAGGAUGUCUUGGCUUCUGGUAUAGUGAGUCUAGUAUCUUGUGGAAGGUUUGCUGAAAAAUCCUAGUAUGAUAUGGAAGCUAUUCCCUUAAGAUUUGCUUGGGGUAUGGAGGUUUUAGAUUAGCUUCUGAAUAGGAAUAUCUAGCAACACAUUUGUAUAUUCCAAGGGAAUAUAAAAAGCUGCUUUCUUUUGCUCUGGUUUAUGCAUCAUAAAGAGUGAUUUAAGUGAUUAUGCAUCAUAAAGAGUGAUUAAAUCAUGGCUUAGCAAAAUGUAUAAAUCAGGUCACAGUUGGCUAUCUAUGGUCAGCACUGAGAAGCAGCACUCUUCAAGGUUUCAGAUAAUUUUUCUAGCUGUACCUGGAUAUAUUGAGGACUGAACAUGAAACUUCUCUGUCACUGAGAUACAGUCUUUUUAAAACCAUUUUGGUAAAAUUUUGGCAUCUGUUAAGGCACUUUAUUGUACUAUUUUAUGUGUAUUGAUUCAAAGGUAGGACCCAUUGGCCUCAGGAAGAUUAACUGGUAAGUGAGUAUAGUCUAAUGCCAGUUUAACUUACAGGGACUGGUCGUGGUUUAUUGAGGAGUUUUGCUUCUUAGUGAAUAAACCUCAUGAAGCUCCUUGAAGGUGCCCUGCUGAAUUGCUAAUUAUUAGGGCUGUGCAGGGCUUCAGAUUCAAAAGUAGAAACAUGCUACUGAGCACGUGGGGGUCAAAUAUAGCACUUGUCUGCCACUUCCUAAACAUGUUUUUUUUUUUUUACUGGGAUUGCAUGAUAGCUAUGGAAGUCAGCCACGUGUGCCUGGGAAAAGAUCUGUUUGGCUUAAGGCGCUGAAGACUGAUGCUACAUUCACAUCCCCCAAUGCUCCCAAAAAUACCUUUAUGGCUUUGAAUCUGAAGACCUGCACAGCCCUAUUGUUUAUACAUUAUAUGUACUCUUUUUCAACUCCUUUCUUGCCUGUAUAAAUGUUUGUUGAAACAGAGUCUCCACGUGGUGCCUUGAGAGUCCUAUUUACAUGUUGUGAAGAGUCAAUCCUUUUCUAAGGGCUUACUGAACUUUUCUGAAAGCCUGUUUGC